UUGGCAAAAUGGCUGACAAAGUGUCAAUGUCGUCACCGUUCCAAUUUGCCAUCGAUCGUGGGGGCACCUUCACCGACGUAUGGGCCCGAUGUCCGAAUAAUGAGAUUCGGGUGUUGAAGUUGUUGUCGGAGGACCCCGCCAAUUACGAUGACGCACCCAGGGAAGGCAUCAGGCGCAUUCUGGAAGAGUAUACAGGAAAGCCAUGCCCAGCAGAUUCCCCGAUAGACACGUCUCUGAUAGACUGGAUCCGGAUGGGGACGACGGUGGCAACCAACGCCCUGCUGGAGAGGAAGGGAGAGAGGAUGGCGCUCGUCAUCACCAAGGGUUUCAGAGAUCUACUCCAUAUCGGCAACCAGUCCAGGCCGCACAUAUUUGACCUGAAAAUCGUGAUGCCCGACAAGCUGUACGAGGAGGUGGUGGAGGUGGAGGAGAGGCUGGUCCUGCAGCAGGACGUGUGUCAGGUCAACAGGUCAUGUCAGAAGGUCAUGGGAACCACAGGUGAACAGCUGGAGAUCUGGCAGGAGGUGAAUGUGGACAAACUUAAGGCUGAUCUCCAGGAACUACUGAAGAAGGGCAUCAAGAGUCUGGCCGUAGUGUUCACGCACUCCUACACCUGUGACCUCCAUGAGAGACAGGUUGGUCAGCUGGCCAAGGAGAUGGGUUUCACCCAUGUAUCUCUGUCCUCGGACGUCAUGCCGAUGGUGAGGAUGGUGCCGCGGGGAUUUACCGCUGUGUCUCUCCGCAGCCUGUGCGACGCCUACCUCACACCCUGCAUCAUGAGAUACGUCGCCGGCUUCUCCUCGGGUUUCACUGGCGGCUGUAAGAACACCAAAGUCCUUUUCAUGCAGUCUGAUGGAGGUUUAACACCAGUUCAAAAGUUUAACGGGUCCAGGGCCAUCUUAUCGGGUCCAGCUGGCGGAGUGGUAGGCUACGCUCUCACCUCCUACAGUGCAGAGACAGGCAGGGCUGUCAUAGGAUUCGACAUGGGAGGGACAUCCACUGAUGUGAGUCGCUAUGCGGGACAGUUCGAACAUGUGUUUGAAACCACCACUGCUGGCGUCACCAUCCAAGCUCCACAACUGGACAUCAACACUGUGGCAGCCGGUGGAGGCUCCAUGUUGUUUUUCCGGUCCGGGAUGUUCGUGGUGGGACCUGAGUCUGCUGGAGCUCAUCCAGGACCCGUGUGCUACAAGAAAGGGGGUCCCCUGACUAUCACUGAUGCCAAUCUGUGUCUGGGGCGGAUCCUGCCUGAGUUUUUCCCAAGUAUUUUCGGAGAGAAAGAAGAUCAACCACUUGACAAACAGUCCACUUUACAAGCCUUCACCAAGCUGACACAGGAGGUAAAUGACUUCCUGUCGUCCCAACCAGGAGAAGCCAAGAAGAAGUCUAUGACAGUGGAGGAGGUUGCUAUGGGAUUUAUUCGUGUUGCUAAUGAAACCAUGUGUCGACCAAUCAGAGCACUAACUGAGGCUAAAGGUCAUGACACAUCACGCCACCUACUGGCAUGUUUUGGUGGAGCUGGUGGUCAACAUGCAUGCGCCAUUGCACGGUCACUGGGGAUGACCCGAGUGUUUAUACACAAGUAUGCCAGCAUCCUGUCUGCCUAUGGUAUGGCUCUGGCAGAUGUUGUACACGAAGCCCAGGAACCUUGUGCCAAGGAGUACACUUCAGCUUCUUUCAAGUAUGUUGAUGAUCGGAUUAAAGUCCUGUCAGAUGAAUGUAGAGAGGAACUGAAGAGCCAAGGUUUUCAGAGUCAUCAGAUUGAAACCCAGCCCUUCCUACAUCUCCGCUACCAGAAGACCGACUGUGCCCUGAUGUGUUCAGCCGAAGCCUUCCCCGACACAUCAAACUCCAGCAGCUAUGGAGACUUCAAGGCAGCUUUCAUUAACAGGUACAACACAGAGUUUGGGUUCACCCUGAAGGAUCGUGCAGUCGUCGUCGAUGACAUCCGUGUUCGAGGUGUCGGCAAGUCACAUGCUGCAUCAGACGUCUCCAUCAAGGUCGCUGCUGGCGAAGCCAAGCCCAGAAUGGUGACCAAGUGUUUCUUUGAAGACGGCUUCCAUGACACCUCAGUGUACCACAUGGAUGACAUCACCUCUGGUCAUGUGAUCAAGGGACCAGCAAUUAUCACAGAUGUCAACAGCACUGUGCUGAUCGAGCCCACCUGCAUGGCUUCCAUCACAAGGCAGGGGGACAUUGAGAUAGUGAUAGGAGAAGGGCUUCACAAGUCUGUAGGGACUGAGCUGGAUGCGAUACAACUGUCCAUCUUCUCUCACAGAUUUAUGAGCAUUGCUGAGCAGAUGGGCAGAGUUUUACAGAGGACAUCCAUCUCAACCAACAUAAAGGAAAGACUGGAUUUCUCCUGUGCAAUGUUUGGUCCUGAUGGUGGACUCGUGGCUAAUGCUCCUCACAUCCCUGUACACCUGGGGGCCAUGCAGGAGACUGUACAGUAUCAGAUGAGACAGUUAGGUGACAACUUCCUGAAGGGAGACGUGAUCCUGAGCAACCAUCCUUCAGCUGGAGGCAGCCAUCUUCCUGACCUCACUGUCAUCACUCGCGUAUAUGUAUUUUAUGAAGGAGAGAAGAGGCCAGUGUUCUUUGUGGCAAGUCGAGGUCACCAUGCUGAUAUAGGGGGGAUAACUCCGGGCUCCAUGCCCGCUAACUCCAAGUCUAUAGAGGAGGAAGGAGCAGUGUUCAUGUCUUUCAAAGUGGUCGAGGAGGGAGUUUUCAUGGAGGAAGCUCUGACUGAGAAGUUCAUGGACCCUGGGAAGAUUCCUGGAAGCAGCGGCUCUCGCAACCUCGCCGACAACCUCAGUGAUCUGCAUGCCCAGAUUGCAGCCAAUCAGAGGGGCAUCAAACUGAUAUCCGAGCUGAUAGAUGAGUAUGGUCUGAAUGUGGUUCAGGCCUACAUGGCCCAUAUACAGAACAAUGCAGAGGUUGCUGUGGGUGACAUGCUGAGACAGAUCGCGAAGGACACAAGGGCGAGGACAGGCACCACAAAGCUUCAUGCAUGUGACUUCAUGGAUGAUGGCAGCAAGAUAGCCCUGACAGUCGACAUAGAUGAACAGGAGGGUACAGCAGUGUUUGACUUCUCAGGAACAGCUUUCGAAGUGCAUGGGAACUGCAAUGCACCAAGGGCAGUAACUCUGUCAGGACUUAUCUACUGUCUACGAUGUAUGGUCGGACAUGAUGUGCCUUUGAAUCAGGGUUGCCUGAAACCUGUGCACGCCAUCAUUCCUAAGGGCAGCAUCCUUGACCCCUCCGGGCGUGCUGCAGUUGUCGGAGGUAACGUCCUCACUUCACAGAGGAUUGUAGACGUAGUGCUGAGGGCCUUCAGUGUUUGUGCAGCCUCACAGGGCUGCAUGAACAACAUCACCUUCGGAGACUCCAACGUCGGCUACUACGAGACCGUAGCAGGUGGAGCGCGGGCGGGCCCAACAUGGGAUGGUCACAGUGGUAUUCACAGUCACAUGACAAAUACAAGAAUCACAGACCCGAGUGUCUUUUCUUCCAGAUACCCCAUCGUUGUCCGCUGCUUCCAUCUGAACCCUGGCACAGGUGGUAGGGGGCGCCACCCAGGAGGUGAUGGGGUUGUGCGGGAAUUCCUGUUCCGCAAGGACUUGACACUUUCUGUGCUGACAGAGAGGAGAGUGUUCAGGCCGUACGGCUUAUCUGGUGGUGAAGAUGGAAGGUCUGGUGUGAACCUGCUUUUGUAUGCUGACGGUCGGGUGGUAAGCCUGGGGGGCAAGAACUCUGUGGAUGUUGGCCCCGGGGACGUGUUUCACCUGGAAACGCCAGGAGGAGGAGGGUAUGGCACACCUGAUAACGAAGGUGAUGGAUCACAGACCGAGGGGAACACAACAGAUACAGGGCCUCCCUGCAAGAAGGCCUUCCUGAAAGGGAGUGUGCACGAGUAUCGGAUGGCCCAAGAGUCAUCAUAACUUAGAUACUCAAAUACUUGAAAUCCUUAUAUCUUUCUGUUUACAUGGAGGCGACAUUUCUAUUUUUAUACUCUGAAAAUCUCAAUAUUCCACUGAAAUAACUGCUCAGUGUAAGUCUAUAUCAGUUACACUGUAAAGGUCGAUGUGCGUGCCACCUAUGUGCCUCUGCUCAGUGUCCUUGUGUAGGACCACUGCUGAUAACAGGGGAGCAAGGGUUAAUCUAAAGUAGAUCAGAGGCUGAUAUUCAGCCCCAAAUCUGCAUACACACACAGACACAGCGUGCACAUGCCACACACACACACGCGGGUCACCGACAUAUAUACACACACACCCCAUGGACA
Messenger RNA from Haliotis rubra (blacklip abalone), 4282 nucleotides. Its product is annotated as 5-oxoprolinase-like. The transcript has 35 exons. Gene Ontology annotation, molecular function: 5-oxoprolinase (ATP-hydrolyzing) activity. The coding region runs from base 9 to 3941 and encodes 1310 amino acids. The record is from RefSeq and is a predicted model, not a curated record. NCBI's taxonomy places the organism in Eukaryota, Metazoa, Mollusca, Gastropoda, Lepetellida, Haliotidae. Gene Ontology annotation, cellular component: cytosol. Gene Ontology annotation, biological process: glutathione metabolic process.